AUGGCCAGCGUGCUCCAGAAACUCCUAACCUUACAUUUCGUCAUUGUUUCAGUUUCUCAUCUGUCGCGGAGUGAUCCAGCGUCCGAUUCUCGGCCUCCUCUGACCUCUCGCACUGUGAGGACGAAAUACGGUGACGUCAGUGGUGUUAUAAUGACCUUGGAAUCGAAGCACCUCGAGCCGGUCGAGGUGUUCCGCGGGAUCCCGUACGCCAGCCCUCCGCUGGGUAGUUUGCGAUUUAUGCCGCCCGUAACGGGCGCCCUUUGGCAGGGGGUUAAGAUCGCCGAUAAAUUCAGUCCGGUGUGCCCUCAGAGACUGCCGGAUAUUGUGAACGAGACUGCGGCUUUGAGGCGAAUGCCAAAGGGUCGAUUGGAAUACUUGAAGAGGUUGUUGCCUCAUUUGAAGGAGCAGAGUGAGGAUUGCUUGUACCUGAAUAUUUAUGCUCCAGCACAAG
Messenger RNA from Leptinotarsa decemlineata (Colorado potato beetle), 451 nucleotides. Its product is annotated as neuroligin-4, Y-linked-like. The record is from RefSeq and is a predicted model, not a curated record. NCBI's taxonomy places the organism in Eukaryota, Metazoa, Arthropoda, Insecta, Coleoptera, Chrysomelidae.